Molecule: messenger RNA, 1866 nt
Organism: Zingiber officinale
Lineage: Eukaryota; Viridiplantae; Streptophyta; Magnoliopsida; Zingiberales; Zingiberaceae
Product: probable E3 ubiquitin-protein ligase XBOS33
Exons: 10
Coding region: 210-1730 (506 amino acids)
Molecular function (GO): protein binding
Source: RefSeq, a predicted model, not a curated record
UUGUUUGUAUAUCAAAAUGUCGAGGUAGAUGGGAAAGGCCAACAUCCACCCCUUUUUCCUUUCGACGCAUUGCUGAGUUUGUUUGCUUCCGCUUCCCUUGGAACCCAAGCAGCGUUUGCGUCUGCCGAGGGAAGAGGAGGGAGAGGGCGUAGCGCGCUCCUCGGCAGCCAUCGGCUUGCCCCCCACGCCGGAGGAUUGGGUCUGGAGGCAUGGGGAACUCUCUCGGGUGCUCGGCCUCCGGCGAGCGGUUGGUGUCCGCGGCUCGGGACGGCGAUCUAAUCGAAGCCCGCAUGCUGCUGGAGUUCAACCCUGGACUCGCCAAGUACUCCACCUUCCGUGGCCUCAACUCCCCUCUACAUUUCGCCGCCGCCAAGGGCCACAACGAGAUCGUGACGCUGCUGCUAGAGAAUGGGGCCGACGUGAAUCUGAGAAACUAUUGUGGUCAGACAGCAUUGAUGCAAGCUUGUCGUCACGGUCAUUGGGAGGUGGUGCAGACUCUGCUCAUCUACAGAAGCAUUGUGACAAGAACGGACUAUUUGAACGGCCGGAGUGCCCUGCACUUUGCAGCUGUCGGGGGACAUGUGCGCUGCAUUAGGCUGCUGGUGGUGGAUUUCAUCCCUAGCGCUCCGUAUGACAUGAUUGCUGCAGAAAAGGAUGGCACAGGCAGCCCGGGGCGUGCUUUGGACCAAAAAUAUGAUCGGUCUGCGCUGAUGAAGUUUAUUAACAAACCUGCCGAUGGAGGAAUCACAGCAUUACACAUGACAGCUUUGAAUGGUUACUUUGAUUGUGUACAACUCCUACUGGAUUUGGGUGCUAAUAUCUCUGUAGCUACAUUUAACUAUGGCUCAUCUUUCAAUUUGAUAGGAGCCGGAAGCACUCCUUUACAUUAUGCAGCUUGUGGAGGGAAUCUUAAAUGUUGCCAGAUUCUCCUUGCUAGAGGUGCUAGCAGGUUGGCGUUGAACUGUAAUGGAUGGCUACCGCUGGAUGCUGCGAAAGUAUGGAGACGACGUUGUCUGGAACCAUUUUUGAACCCAAAUUCAGAACUGAAUCUUCCUGCAUUUCCACUAUCAAAUUACCUUUCCUUGCCCCUCUUGAGUAUACUUAACAUAGCAAGGGAGUGUGGGUUGCAGCCUUCAGUUUUAUCUGAUAGUUAUGAUCUCUGUGCUGUCUGCCUCGAAAGAACUUGCAGUGUUGCUGCAGAAGGCUGUGGCCAUGAACUAUGUGUUCAGUGUGCACUCUAUCUUUGUUCAACAAGCAGCACUCUAUCUGCAAUUGCCGAUCCACCUGGCUCAAUUCCAUGCCCUCUCUGCCGAAAUGGAAUAGUUUCUUUCGUCAAAUUACCUGCAACCCCGGCUAAGGGGCUGAAGCCAAACCUAGCACUCACUCUCUGCAGCCCCUGCAUUUUAACUCCAUGCGCCGUUGAUAUUCCAAUCUCAAAUAGAAUAGAGGCACCACCCAGGAAUCAGGCAGCUUCUUCUGAGCUCGUAUGCCCGCUUGUUUGUACCCCGUUCUCGGCUGGUUUCAUCUCCCCCAACUAUGAUGAUGAGCCAUGUCCAUCAAGUGAAUCCCAAGUAGAAGUUCAACCACAAUCAGCACGCUCGAUGCAGACUACUUCCAGCGAGCUGGAUAAAAUAGACGAACAGAGAGCCGAUCCUAGCUGCUCAGGUAUGUUCUGGGGUCGGAGAAGCUGCAAUAGGGAGCAUCAGUGCAAUUCAGAAAUAAAUGCUUAAGCUAUGCUUGUGAACGUUCUGUCGGUAUGGAGCUAGAUAAGUCUUCAUGUUUUAGUUCAAAGGGCACUGGCAAAGGAUGUUGUGUAUAGAAUGUGUUUACUAAUUUUCAAAAUGGUAUCGCGAGAGUUUCUUUGCA